This is a messenger RNA of Cucurbita moschata (crookneck pumpkin), 3153 nucleotides long. Its product is annotated as C2 domain-containing protein At1g53590. Bases 761 to 3001 code for a protein of 746 amino acids. Lineage: Eukaryota; Viridiplantae; Streptophyta; Magnoliopsida; Cucurbitales; Cucurbitaceae. Gene Ontology annotation, molecular function: lipid binding. The record is from RefSeq and is a predicted model, not a curated record. The transcript is spliced from 13 exons.
AUGGGGAAGAGGACAAAUGCCAUUUAUUUUUCUAAUAAACUGUUUCAACUGCAACUAUUUUCAAUUCAUAGAAUUGACUCUGUUGUUCCUUCUCCCAUUUCAGAAUUUCAAUCCCUCGAAGCCCGAGUCGAAUUUAAUCCGUUUCUUAAAUUCCAUUUUGUUUUUUUAGUUGAAAAUUAUCGAUUUCAUUGUUUAUUCUCUUAUUCGAUUCAUUGAAUUACGUUUAAAUCAAUUCUUUCUCCCCACACAGAAAUAUUUGGAUUAUGCGAUAGAUCUUGAGUUGCUUUGUAUGUUCUUCUUCAAAGGGCUUAUUUCAAUCCCAGAAAAAUGCUUUAAUGGAGCAAUCUGUGAGAGUUUUUUGAUUCAAUUAGGGAGGAAGAAGAUCCAGGUUAGUUCUGCUGCAGCUUGAAAUCGUUAUAUUUGUCUUCUCUUCCGAUGCCGACACGUAUCGGACACGUUGCUUGAAGAUUCAAGCUGAAACUUAGUAACUUACUCUCAACUUUCAACUGCUCCAAUUCCUUAUCUCCAAUCGACGGUUUCUUCGCCUCUACGGCACCGUUUUCACUGUCGAGAGGAAUGUUGAAUAGAAGAUUUCAGAACCUGUCCUGUCACUUAAUGUUUGGGAUUCGAUUCGUUUGUUCUUAUUGAAGAGGUUUCCAUGCGGCGAUUUGGUUCUUAUUGCCGAUUUUUAGUGAAGUGUUAAGGAAGAUCAUCUUUUCCUUCGAAUCUUUAAGUGGGAUUUGAUGAAAGAUUGAUUCUAAUGGAGGUUUCGAUUAUGAUUCAUGUGGGAUUCGUCCUCUUUCUUCUCUGGCUACUUUCCGCCUUCAAUUGCUGCCAUCUUGCUGCAUAUUUCAUCUCCCUCAUCUAUCUCUAUCUGGUGCACGAGCGGUUCUUUUUGAAACUAAGGAGGAAAUUGCAAUUCGAGGAGAGAAAGCAAGCUAACCAGAGAAGGGUUCUUACGGAUUCUGAAACAGUCAGGUGGUUAAACCAUGCGGUUGAAAAGAUUUGGCCUAUAUGCAUGGAGCAUAUUGCUUCUCAGAAGAUUCUCCUCCCUAUCAUUCCUUGGUUCUUGGAGAAGUACAAACCAUGGACUGCUAAGAAGGCUGUGGUUCAGCAUCUAUAUUUGGGGAGAAACCCACCUAUGUUUACUGAAAUGAGGGUGCUUCGUGAGCCUAGCGAGGACGACCACUUGGUUCUGGAGUUAGGAAUGAACUUUCUUACAGCUGAUGAUAUGAGUGCAAUACUUGGUGUGAAGCUAAGGAAAAGACUAGGAUUUGGAAUGUGGGCAAAGUUGCAUCUUACAGGCCUGCAUGUGGAAGGAAAGGUUCUGGUUGGUGUCAAGUUCCUUCGGGAUUGGCCCUACCUCGGCCGAAUACGCUUAUGUUUUGCUGAGCCUCCGUACUUUCAGAUGACCGUCAAACCUAUCUUUACGCAUGGUCUUGAUGUUACUGAACUUCCGGGGAUUGCUGGAUGGCUGGAUAAGCUUUUGUCCAUUGCCUUUGAGCAGACACUUGUUGAGCCCAAUAUGUUGGUUGUUGACAUGGAGAAGUUCAUUUCACCACAGCCAGAAAAUUGGUUCUCUGUAAACGUGAAGGAACCAGUCGCCUACGUCAUAGUCGAAGUUGUUGAAGGAGCAAACAUGAAACCAUCUGAUCUAAAUGGUCUGGCUGAUCCCUAUGUAAAGGGUCAACUGGGUCCUUACAGAUUCAGAACCAAAAUUCAAAGGAAAACACUGUCUCCACAGUGGCACGAGGAGUUCAAGAUCCCAAUUGUCACCUGGGAGUCAGAAAAUGUGCUUGCUAUUGAAGUCCGUGACAAGGACACAUUUGUCGACGACAUACUUGGAAAUUGCUCUGUCAACAUUGCGGACCUGAGGGAUGGCAAACGACAUGAUAUAUGGUUGCCUCUCGAAAACAUUAAAAUGGGGCGAUUGCAUCUGGGAAUCACUGUUUUUGAAGAUAGAAAGAAGGUGGAGGAGUAUCCAUUUCAAAGAGAAACCUUGAAUGUGGAAGAGCCUCAUAAGGAUUCCCCUGGGAGUGAGACUACCAAGGAUGAUAAGGAUUCCCCUAGGAGCGAGACCAAGAACGGUAAGGAUUCAAACUCAUCAGUAUCAGUGGAGCCUCGAAGAGGGAUCGACAAUUUUGAGCCCAUCAACGUUGAAGGGCAGAAGGAGACAGGAAUAUGGGUCCACCGUCCAGGAAGCGAAGUUUCAAAAACUUGGGAGCCCCGGAAGGGACGAAGUCGGCAGCUUGAUACCGAAAUCCGUAGGGAGCCUAAUGAAUCUAUGAGCAGUGGUGAGAUAAAAUCCUGUAACAAUGAUUCUAGCAGUACUGAUGAUAAUCCUGAGGAAAAACAUCGAAAGUUAUCAGUUCGCAGGGGAUUGAGAAAGCUGAGUUCAGUUUUUCACCGGAGUCCUCGGGAUGAGGAUCGAUCAGGAAGCUUAGUAGAGUCUGCUAGAUCCCCCCAGUACGCAAAUGUCAGGGCGACAAAUGUCGAUGGAGGCGUCAAGGUUAUUCUUGUAGAUAACAUUUCCGGGACUAGUUCGGAUAAAGUAUCAAAAGAAGGGAAGUCGAGCAACGAUGGUAGCGAUAUAGAGAGUCCAGGAAAGGGUGGAAAUGUGAAAGGCAUGGCAAAGAGCAUUUUCAGACAGGCUGAGAAAUCUGCUCGCAGUAUUAAAUAUGCAUUUUCACGCAAAGGGUCAAGGAAAUUCCAAAUUGGUUCACAGAGAGAUCCUGCAGUAGCAUCAGAGUCUUCUGAUGAUGAACCUGACGCACCAGCUGCUUGCAGCCCAACGACAAUUAGAGGAAUUCCAGUUAUCCCUGAAGACACAACCUUAGCUCCUCACAACAAUUCCUUUAAGAAGGAAAAUGUGGUGCCCACUGGUUCAAGUAACAGUGUGGAGUACAGUGAUCAAUCAUCAGAUAAGAGCACUGCAGCGCUUCGAUCGGAAAAGAUCGAAGACGACAAGGACAAUAAACAUGGAAUCAAUGGUGACAAAUGAUUCGAACUUCAGUCGAAAAAUGGUAGUGUGUAGGUAAAAGGAUGUCAAAAACGUGUAGAAGUUUGAGAAUUUGUGAACAGAAUUCCUGUAAAGAGAUGUUAUUACACCCGUAAACAUGCAAUGUUUAUAGAAAUUAAGAAGCUAUUUGUGCA